Messenger RNA from Lynx canadensis (Canada lynx), 2831 nucleotides. RefSeq names its product neuregulin 1 (gene NRG1). Lineage: Eukaryota; Metazoa; Chordata; Mammalia; Carnivora; Felidae. Bases 675 to 2774 code for a protein of 699 amino acids. The record is from RefSeq and is a predicted model, not a curated record. The transcript has 9 exons. Gene Ontology annotation, molecular function: protein tyrosine kinase activator activity; chemorepellent activity. Gene Ontology annotation, biological process: nervous system development; intracellular signal transduction; animal organ development.
CGGGGAGGGGAGUCACCGCCCCUCCGGGCCGCACUCUUCCCUUCGGAUCCCUGUGUGAUGAUACUGUUUGCAGUGAUGCUCCCGGGGCAGGCACCUGCUGCUGUGUAAUGAUUCAGCCUCUUUCAGCCUUCGCGUUAACACAACAGGAUGCUGUUGCUACUCUCACUGCUGCCUCUCCUGCCGCCGCCGCUGCUGCCGCCUCCGCCGCCACCUCUGGUCCUGCUUUUGCUUUUACUUCUCCUGCAUGACAGUUGUUUUCUCCAUCUAAGCAGACACCAGCUUCAGAUGCUCGAGGUGAGAAACAUGCCUUUCAGUUUGGGCUACUGGUUUACUUAACUGACCAAGGAUCAGCUCGGUUUCUAUUUUGCCUCCCCCCCCACCUCCCGGCGCCCCCCCGACCCUCUUGACCAGCCGGGAUGGUUUGGAGAAGCAUUUGAAAGAACUGCAAAAGUAACCCGGAAAGAGCAGUAAAGAAUUACAGUAUACUUUCAUUUGGUAGUUGCUAGAGGCUUUUUUUUUCCUUCCUCCCUCCUGAACUCCUCUUGCUUUUGAUAAUGGCCUUGGACUUGGAAGACUUAUCGAUUUCCCCCUGUAAGAUGCUGUCUCAUUUGGUUGGGGGGAGCUCUGCAUGGUAAUGGACCGUGAGAGAGGCCAGGCCUUCUGGAGGUGAGCCGAUGGAGAUUUAUUCCCCAGACAUGUCCGAGGGAGCCGCCGAGAGGUCCUCCAGCCCCUCCACUCAGCUGAGUGCAGACCCAUCUCUCGACGGGCUUCCGGCAGCAGAAGACAUGCCAGAGACCCAGACUGAAGACGGGCGAACCUCCGGACUCAUGGGCCUGGCAGCUCCCUGCUGUGUCUGCCUGGAAGCUGAGCGCCUGAGAGGUUGCCUCAACUCGGAGAAAAUCUGCAUUGUCCCCAUUCUGGCUUGCCUAGUCAGCCUCUGCCUCUGCAUUGCUGGCCUCAAGUGGGUAUUUGUGGACAAGAUAUUUGAGUAUGACUCUCCUACUCACCUUGACCCUGGGGGGUUAGGCCAGGACCCUAUUAUUUCUCUGGAUCCAACCGCUGCCUCAGCUGUGUGGGUAGCAUCUGAGGCAUACACUUCACCUGUCUCUAGGGCUCAAUCUGAAACUGAGGUUCAAGUUACAGUGCAAGUUGACAAUGCCGUUGUGUCCUCUGAACCUUCAGCGGUCCCGACCCCGAAGAAUCGUAUUUUUGCUUUUUCUUUCCUGCCGUCCACUGCAGCAUCCUUCCCUUUCCCCACUCGGAACCCUGAGGUGAGAACACCCAAGUCAGCAACUCAGCCACAAACAACAGAAACUAAUCUCCAAACUGCUCCUAAACUUUCUACAUCUACGUCAACAACCGGAACAAGCCAUCUUGUAAAGUGUGCAGAGAAGGAGAAAACUUUCUGUGUGAAUGGAGGCGAGUGCUUCAUGGUGAAAGACCUUUCAAACCCCUCAAGAUACUUGUGCAAGUGCCCAAAUGAGUUUACUGGUGAUCGCUGCCAAAACUACGUAAUGGCCAGCUUCUACAAGCAUCUUGGGAUUGAAUUUAUGGAAGCGGAGGAGCUCUACCAGAAGAGAGUGCUGACCAUCACCGGCAUCUGCAUCGCCCUGCUUGUGGUCGGCAUCAUGUGUGUGGUGGCAUACUGCAAAACCAAGAAACAACGGAAAAAGCUUCAUGACCGGCUUCGGCAGAGUCUUCGGUCUGAGCGAAACAACAUGGUGAACAUAGCAAACGGGCCUCACCACCCCAACCCACCCCCCGAGAACGUCCAGCUGGUGAAUCAAUACGUCUCUAAAAACGUCAUCUCUAGUGAGCAUAUUGUCGAGAGAGAAGCGGAGACGUCUUUCUCGACCAGUCACUAUACCUCUACAGCUCACCACUCCACCACUGUCACUCAGACUCCUAGUCACAGCUGGAGUAAUGGGCACACUGAAAGCAUCAUUUCGGAAAGCCACUCUGUAAUCAUGAUGUCAUCGGUAGAGAACAGUAGGCACAGCAGCCCCUCUGGGGGCCCAAGAGGACGACUUAAUGGCGUGGGAGGCCCUCGCGAGUGUAACAGCUUCCUCAGGCAUGCCAGAGAAACCCCUGACUCCUACCGAGACUCUCCUCAUAGUGAAAGGUAUGUGUCAGCAAUGACCACCCCGGCUCGUAUGUCACCUGUAGAUUUCCACACGCCAAGCUCCCCCAAAUCGCCCCCUUCGGAAAUGUCUCCACCUGUGUCCGGCACGACGGUAUCCAUGCCCUCCAUGGCAGUCAGCCCCUUCGUGGAAGAAGAAAGACCUCUGCUUCUCGUGACACCACCGAGGCUGCGGGAGAAGUAUGACCGCCACCCCCCGCAGUUCACCUCCUACCACCAUAACCCCGCGCAUGAGAGCAACAGCCUGCCCCCUAGCCCCUUGAGGAUAGUGGAGGACGAGGAGUAUGAAACCACCCAGGAGUACGAGCCAGCUCAAGAGCCUGUUAAGAAACUCACCAGUAGCCGGCGGCCCAAAAGAACCAAGCCCAAUGGCCACAUUGCCAACAGGUUGGAAAUGGACAGCAACGCAAGUGCGGAAGGCACUCACUCAGAGAGUGAGACAGAAGAUGAGAGAGUAGGGGAAGAUACCCCCUUCCUGGGCAUUCAGAACCCCCUGGCCGCCAGUCUUGAGGCAGCACCUGCCUUCCGCCUGGCGGACAGCAGGACUAACCCAGCAGGCCGCUUCUCUCCGCAGGAAGAAUUGCAGGCCAGGCUGACGAGUGUAAUCGCUAACCAAGACCCUAUCGCUGUAUAAAACCUAAAUAAACACAUAGAUUCACCUGUAAAACUUUAUUUUAUAUAAUAAAGUAUU